AUGGAUCAGAGUGUAGCAACUCCAUCUCAUGUGCGGAAUGCGCUGUUGACUGAAAAUGGCCCGCUCACGCCUCCAAAUACUGCGACCGCCCGCCCACCGCCACUCGGAGCAGGCGCGGGAGAUGCUCGAAUUUCGAUUUCCACUUUGAGGAGGGUUAGCAGUGGCCGUGGCGAUCUCUCAUCACAAGAACCUUGCGACCAGCCCGAGAACGCGCCUCAUGUUUACAUGAGCGAGUCUAGCGAUUCCGAACAGACCAUUGUCCUGCCGGCCAAGAAGAGAAAAGAGCAGCAAAUGACUGCUGAUUUUAGAAGCAACACCGAGAAUGGAGAUGGCGGCAGAGCCAACGGCGCGAUGUUUACGCUCGCAGGCGUGGAGGAUCCGUUUGGCCCCGACAAUGUGCUUGCUGGUCCGAAAAGACCUGCAUCUAUGAUCGCUGACGGCUUGGCUGAGCGCCAGCAGGGUGGGAACAAACAAGUCGCUGGCCCAUCAGCGAAUGCGAUCCAGCCUGCCACUUCCAAGAAGGCCAAAAAGGGAGGUUGUAUCUACAUGCCAAGCCCAACCUCUCAACAUCCUCACACAGCUCGGCCUGGAGACCUGCAAGGCUUCCUGCCGUCCCAAAUGGUGAACGGCUCUUCGCCACUUCCUGCAAAUAACAAGUUCGCAUCCAGACCCGGACAAGACUCAGGCUCGCCGAACAAGCGACGAGAGCAAGCUCCCGACCAAAAGAACUCCUUUCCAAACAAACAUCAUGUGAGAAAUCCUGAGCAAAACCUUCGCUCACCGGCGGAUCUGGAGGACUCGGAAGAGCACUCAGCAGUUACGGACAAGGCCCGCGAGGCAAUCCAGCGACGAGCAAAACAGGGCACCCUCUUCGCCACCAUGCUGGCGCGUUCAAACGCAUACACCACCAUGCUCAAAGAAGCCGAUGUCGACACAUCCCACCACCUGAAACCCCCGAAAUCCCCGUUCCGCACGACCAACGACCCCUUCAUGGGCGCCCCAGACCCUUACAUCCGUCCCGGAGGAGGCGUCGACUAUAUGAAUACUGCGAAGAAAUGCAGCCCGAUCAAGGAUAUCUAUGUUCCCCCCGCGCUUCCUGCGACGACCUACACUGGCUUUAGGUUUGGGGAUCUGAUGCCUAGCGCCUCGUCUGAGGCGAUGAACGCCGGGCUUCGGGAGCGGAACCCCCACCUUCGCUGGGUUAAUAGGGGCAGAGAGCGAUAUCUUGUUGAUACUACCCCGUAUCGGUGGCUCGGUACGGUGAAGGACACGGAUUCUUCUAGGUGGGGUACGGAUGACUCUGCGGAGUCUGGUGAGGCGGGCGGCGAGCCUGGUGACAGACACGACUUCGAUGGCGACGUUGCUGAGGUUGUGGGUGGUGUUGAUGAUGGAGAGGGAGAGGGUCAGAGUGGCGGUGAUGGCCAUGACGGUGUCACUGUUGAGGCUUAG
Messenger RNA from Canariomyces notabilis, 1449 nucleotides. RefSeq lists its product as uncharacterized. The record is from RefSeq and is a predicted model, not a curated record. The coding region runs from base 1 to 1449 and encodes 482 amino acids. NCBI's taxonomy places the organism in Eukaryota, Fungi, Ascomycota, Sordariomycetes, Sordariales, Chaetomiaceae. The transcript has 4 exons.